GACAGAAUAACUCUUGAAAGGUUUCCAGAACUUCACGAAAAAUUUUUGUUUGUUUUCCCGUAGAACUUUUCAAAUUGCAUUUUCCGCAGGAAAUAGCGUAAAUCCCAGUGAAAUGUCUGACGUGGACGAUGAUUUUAUGUGCGAGGAUGAGGAGGAUUAUGGAUUGGAAUAUUCAGAAGAUAGCAAUUCGGAACCCGAUGUGGAUUUGGAGAAUCAAUACUACAACAGUAAAGCACUGAAAGAGGAUGAACCGGAAGCGGCUCUGGCAUCCUUCCAGAAAGUUUUGGAUUUAGAGAAUGGAGAGAAGGGUGAAUGGGGUUUCAAGGCACUGAAGCAGAUGAUAAAGAUUAACUUCAAGCUGGGCAAGUAUGGGGAGAUGAUGACGCGCUAUAAGCAACUUCUCACGUACAUCAAGAGCGCCGUGACGCGGAAUCAUUCGGAAAAGUCCAUCAACUCCAUUCUGGACUACAUUUCCACGUCGAAGAAUAUGGAGUUGCUGCAGAACUUCUACGAGACAACGUUGGAUGCGCUCAAGGAUGCCAAGAAUGACAGGCUGUGGUUUAAGACAAACACCAAACUGGGGAAGCUCUAUUUCGAUCGCAAUGACUUCACGAAGCUCCAGAAGAUCCUCAAGCAGCUGCACCAGUCCUGUCAGACGGAUGAUGGGGAGGAUGAUCUUAAGAAGGGCACACAAUUGCUGGAAAUUUAUGCGCUCGAAAUUCAAAUGUACACCGUGCAGAAGAACAACAAGAAGCUGAAGGCGCUCUAUGAGCAGAGUCUCCACAUUAAAUCCGCAAUCCCACAUCCACUCAUUAUGGGCGUGAUCCGGGAAUGUGGUGGGAAGAUGCACCUGCGCGAGGGGGAGUUCGAAAAGGCACACACGGACUUCUUUGAGGCCUUCAAGAAUUACGAUGAAUCCGGAUCGCCGCGCCGAACGACGUGCCUGAAGUAUUUGGUGCUGGCCAACAUGCUGAUGAAGUCCGGGAUAAAUCCCUUUGACUCCCAGGAAGCCAAACCGUACAAGAAUGAUCCGGAAAUUCUAGCCAUGACGAAUCUCGUGGUUUCCUACCAAAAUAACGACAUCAAUGAAUUCGAGUCAAUUCUCCGGAAUAAUCGCAACAACAUCAUGGAUGAUCCCUUCAUCCGGGAGCACAUUGAGGAUCUCCUCCGGAACAUCCGUACCCAGGUCCUCAUUAAGCUCAUCCGACCCUACACGCGUAUCGCCAUUCCCUUCAUCUCCAACGAGCUGAACAUUGAGCCCGCCGAGGUGGAGAGUCUGCUUGUCUCGUGCAUCCUGGACAAUGCCAUCCGCGGGAGGAUUGAUCAGGUGAAUCAGGUGCUGGAACUGGAUCAGGAGACCGCCUGUCCCACGCGAUACUACGCCAUGGAAAAGUGGUCCAACCAAAUCCACUCCCUGCAGCUCGCCGUGAUCAAUAAAAUGUCCUAGAGGGAUCGCUAGGAGCCUCCAUCCGUGUUCCACUUAAAAUCGCAUUUCACUCCCCUCCCAGUAAAUUCAUCAAAAAAGAAUAAAAUAAGCGGGCAUGCAAUGUGAA
Messenger RNA from Lutzomyia longipalpis, 1553 nucleotides. RefSeq names its product COP9 signalosome complex subunit 2 (gene alien). The transcript has 2 exons. Lineage: Eukaryota; Metazoa; Arthropoda; Insecta; Diptera; Psychodidae. Bases 113 to 1447 code for a protein of 444 amino acids. Gene Ontology annotation, biological process: protein deneddylation. The record is from RefSeq and is a predicted model, not a curated record. Gene Ontology annotation, cellular component: COP9 signalosome.